AUGGAAUGUGUUACAAGUGUGAGUUAUUCCUUGCUUCUCAAUGGGGGUUUGACAGCCAAGUUCCAGGCAAGAAAGGGAUUGAGACAAAGGGAUCCUAUGUCCCCCUACUUGUUUGUUUUAGUUAUGGAAUACCUAAAUAGAAGCUUGAAGACUCUUGAUCAGAUUCCAGACUUUAACUACCAUCCAAGAUGUGCCAAACUCAAAAUAAUACAUAUUUGUUUUGCAGAUGAUUUGAUUAUGUGUUGCAGAGCUGAUAGAGUAUCAAUACAGUUAAUGCUAAAGGCAUUCCAUCACUUCUCUGAAGUAUCUGGGCUGCAGGCAAAUAUGGAGAAAAGUUCUUUUUAUGUGGCAGGAGUAACUGAGGAGUUCAAGAACUUGAUACUUUCUGAAAUGCAUUUUACAUUAGGAGAAUUCCCAUUCAAGUACUUGGGAGUACCACUGUCAACAAAGAAGUUAACAAUAGCUCAAUGUAUGCCACUGGUAGAAAAAAUCACAGCAAGAAUCAAGUGCUGGACCACCAAGUUUCUAUCAUAUAGUGGCAGACUGCAAGUGAUCAAAAGUGUACUAUUCGAAAUGCAAACAUAUUGGGCACAGGUAUUCCUAAUUCCAAAGAAGAUAAUUCACAUGGUUACUAUUGCUUGUAGGACAUUCCUCUGGACAGGAAGCACUGAGAUUUCAAAAAGAUCCCUGGUAGCAUGGGAGAAACUUUGUAUGCCAGGUUCAGCUGGAGGGUUAGGGAUACUGGACUUUUACUCUUGGAAUAAGGCUGCAUUGUGCAAGAUACUAUGGGCCAUCAGUACAAAAAAGGACAUACUUUGGGUGAAAUGGAUCCAUAAUUUUUAUAUUAAGAAUAGGAAUAUCAGCACAAUGGCAACACCAAAGCAAGCAUGUUGGAUUGUCAGGAAAGUGUUUGAUACAAGAGAAUGGUUCGAGGCUAUAAGUGCAACAGGAGACAUCAAUGAAUUCUGGAAACAAGGGAAGUUUAGCAUCAAAACAAUGUAUACAGCAUCAAGACCUCAAUAUCACAAAGUCACUUGGAAGAAUCUUAUGUUGGGAGACACCACCAUACCUAGGCAUCGAUUCAUUCUAUGGCUAGCUCUCAACCACAGGUUGGCAACAGUGGAUAGAUUGGCAAAAUGGAAGAUUGAUGUGCCAAAUGAAUGUGUAUUAUGUACUAGCCAGAAAGAAGAGACGCUGGAUCACCUUUUCUUUGAAUGUGUUUAUACUAAAUCCAUAUGGACAGCAUUGCUAGGAUGGUUGAAAGAAAAACAUAGCGUUGGAAGCUGGGAACUGGAAUUAAAAUGGCUGACUAAGAGGACAAAAAGCAGCAGACCACGAGCUCAAGUCAUCACAUUUCUUUUUGCAGCAACAGUAUACUACACAUGGAUGGAGAGGAACAACAGAAGAUUUCAGAAUCAGUUUGUUACAUAUGCAGAUAGAGUUCGAGAAAUAGCCUUGCAGCUGCAUAUCAAAGGCCAGAACAGGAGCAAAUGGAAAGCAGUACUAGAACAGUUGAAUAGAUAUCCUAGCGGGAACAGUGUAUAA
Molecule: messenger RNA, 1545 nt
Organism: Nicotiana attenuata
Lineage: Eukaryota; Viridiplantae; Streptophyta; Magnoliopsida; Solanales; Solanaceae
Exons: 1
Coding region: 1-1545 (514 amino acids)
Source: RefSeq, a predicted model, not a curated record